This is a messenger RNA of Staurois parvus, 609 nucleotides long. The record is from the annotation of a GenBank genome assembly. Lineage: Eukaryota; Metazoa; Chordata; Amphibia; Anura; Ranidae.
GGGGAAAUCUCACCAUUGUGGGAGGGGCAGAGACACCAACUACUGGGGGGAAUCUCACCAUUGUGGGAGGGGCAGAGACACCAACUACUGGGGGGAAUCUCCCCAUUGUGGGAGGGGCAGAGACACCAACUACUGGGGAAAAUCUCCCCAUUGUGGGAGGGGCAGAGACACCAACUACUGGGGAAAAUCUCCCCAUUGUGGGAGGGGCAGAGACACCAACUACUGGGGAAAAUCUCCCCAUUGUGGGAGGGGCAGAGACACCAACUACUGGGGAAAAUCUCCCCAUUGUGGGAGGGGCAGAGACACCAACUACUGGGGAUGGGGAAUCUCACCAUUGUGGGAGGGGCAGAGACACCAACUACUGGGGGGAAUCUCCCCAUUGUGGGAGGGGCAGAGACACCAACUACUGGGGAAAAUCUCCCCAUUGUGAUAGGGGCAGAGACACCAACUACUGGGGAAAAUCUCCCCAUUGUGGGAGGGGCAGAGACACCAACUACUGGGGAAAAUCUCCCCAUUGUGGGAGGGGCAGAGACACCAACUACUGGGGAAAAUCUCCCCAUUGUGGGAGGGGCAGAGACACCAACUACUGGGGAAAAUCUCCCCAUUGUG